Suillus subaureus is the source of this 186-nucleotide messenger RNA. RefSeq lists its product as uncharacterized. Lineage: Eukaryota; Fungi; Basidiomycota; Agaricomycetes; Boletales; Suillaceae. The record is from RefSeq and is a predicted model, not a curated record. Bases 1 to 186 code for a protein of 61 amino acids. The transcript has a single exon.
AUGUCUGCGAACCUUGCAAGACUCAAUGCCACAAUUGUCGCCCAUGAACAGCUCAAAACAAAAUUUUCGACCUUUAAAGACCAAGCAGAAAAGAAGUUUCAGUUCCUAUACAACGAGAACAAGCUUCUCAAAGCCAAAAAUUCGCACCUGAAGUUGCAACAGAAAGAUGCAGACAAGCGAUUGUGA